AUGUGUAGGUCUAGAGUAAGAUGGAGAGAACAGAAGGAUAUAACAACAAACAGAACAGCAGAAGUCAGCCCUUUGUUUGUAAGGGACUACACUACUAUUAGGGAAGGUCUUGCCUACAUCUUGCAGUUUAAUUGCGAUCUUAGUGUCCUUGCGAUCAAGACUUUUAGGGAAGACUUUGUUACGCGCAAGAGACAGAAACACGAAGCAGCAUUAAAGAAGUUAAAUAGGCAAAAGAAGAGGAAGGCCUUGCAUUAUGCAAAGGAGAUUCCGUUUACAACAACUAUCACGGCAAACAGCUUAUCUAGUUUAGCAAUAGACUCUAUUAAACUUAAUGUUAAGUAUAACAAGCUAGAAGAAAAGAUCAAGGCUAAUACUAGUAAUGCUAUUGCGUACAUGUACAGCUUUGUUAAGAAGAUUAGUUACAAGGCAAUUAAUGACAGUGGCCUCCUAUGUGUAACUUGCACAGACUCAGCUAGCUUCGCCUCGCAUGGCUACCUAGAAAAGACAUACUUGCAGUAUAGCGGCCUGCCCUUCAAGGGAGAACCUUGCCACGAGGGAGGCCUCUACAUGGCUAUUAAGCCUCUCUUGUUACUUUCUAUUGACUACUACAUUUAUGUCUUUGUCUGUAUCCGCAAGGCUCUAAAUAAUGUCAAACUUCUAGCUAGUAAGACAAUGAUUAUAUAUCACUACUAG
Messenger RNA from Lindgomyces ingoldianus, 693 nucleotides. RefSeq lists its product as uncharacterized. The transcript is spliced from 6 exons. Gene Ontology annotation, biological process: tRNA N2-guanine methylation. Gene Ontology annotation, cellular component: nucleus. Lineage: Eukaryota; Fungi; Ascomycota; Dothideomycetes; Pleosporales; Lindgomycetaceae. Gene Ontology annotation, molecular function: RNA binding. The coding region runs from base 1 to 693 and encodes 230 amino acids. The record is from RefSeq and is a predicted model, not a curated record.